This is a messenger RNA of Porites lobata, 10368 nucleotides long. Lineage: Eukaryota; Metazoa; Cnidaria; Anthozoa; Scleractinia; Poritidae. The record is from the annotation of a GenBank genome assembly.
AUGGCGGCGGCUGUUGCUGUUCUAACGCAAGAAAAAAAAUUGAAUGGCGAGGUAGGUUUACUCUACGUUUUCUUAAUACUUUGAAGUAUCAAUCCAAAGAAUACUACUUGUUCCUGAGUUUUUUUUUCGGAUUUACAGCUUUCGUUUAGCAAGAGUUCUAUAAAAUGUUCAAUGAAAUUGUUUGCGACACUUGUGUGCACAUUGUGCAUUGACUUAAGCUUAAUUUAAUAUGCGAGGUUACAGAUGUCUUGUUCAGCUUCCGCUUUAUUUCUGUCCAGCUUUUUCUUUAGACUCGAAAUAAAACUUGUAUAUGGAACUCCAGAUGAUCAAAGCACAUUUCAGUUGUAGUUCCACAUACAACGUUAACGUCUGAGAGAAAAUGGAAAUUCAAGAAAUGGACGUGGUUAUGACGGCGACUUCGGCUGCACGGCGAUGUUUAUCGUCGAAACAAUGUAGCUGACUUUUGUUUCACACUAACUAAACUUAACAGUAGAAAAGUGAUACAUUUAAGAAGUAGUUUAAUAGUAAGUAAAAGGUGAACACUAGCAGUUCAGUGAGCUCAAAGAGCAUUGUUUAUUUGGUUGCAGUUCACGUUUUAUGGUCAUUUCGUUCCAUGGUCAGAUCGUUCCAAUCAGUAGUCAGAUCGUUCCAUAAAAUAGUCAGUUCGUUCCACAUGUUUUAUCUACUUUCUAAACGUGUAAUGUUAUCCGAGUACAGAGUAGCAAUCGGAACAUGGACGAAAGUAUUUUCAGAAAUAUUUACAUAUUGGUGAGAACGUUGUAUGUUGGUUUCACCAUGCAUUGCGGAACGAUGUGAGAACUAUUCACACAAUGGUGGAACGAUCUGACUAUUGAUUGGAACGAUCUGACGAUGUUCACUGUUCAAAAUUUUUCCCUUGCAUGGGAUAAAAGAAAAUUAAAAUUAUUGGUAACCCUGAAUGUCCCGGUAAAAUUAGAAAGCCUUGUAAAUUAGAGAAGUGGGGAGUUAGUUGCUUGUUUUAUUUUGUUUGUUUUGUUUUUUGUUUUGUUUUUUUGUGAAUGCAAACUUUUCUAUCUGCACUAAGUUAGCUUUCGUAGGUAAGCUGACUGCAAGAUUCUUUUCUCAGCUCAUAAAAUUCAUCAUCCGUGUUUUCUUAGACCAUAGCUAGGAAUUAAGAGUAACGACUUGAUGGCUUGAUUGUCUCUCCUCUAACUGAUUGAUAGUUGUGUGCUGAUCAUCAAUUAUAAUUGAUCAUUGAUCGAAAAUUGUUAAGCGACGCGACAAUCGGUUAUGGAUGAUGACAAUCGAUUAUUGCGGACAAGUGAAAAAAAUUAUUGAUCACAAAUAAAAACAUGAAAAAAUUUUGUGUUGUAUGUACAUUUUAAUCGACUUGUAACAGCAGCUUCCCCUGAAUACCUCUUUCUCCUACGUUUCAUAUAUUUUUAAUGUUUUCCAAAACUCGGCGAAACACGCUCGCACCAGACUAGGUUUUGUAUUUUGUAUUUUGUUCACAUAUUUCAUAUGGAAUAAACUUACCUCAAUGGUUCUUGUAGAAAUUAUUCUAAAUUAGUAGCUGGCUGUAAAAUACAUUUAUAGAUCCACUUACUGCGAUCAGAAAGGUUACAAGAGUAGAUGAAAGCAAAACAGAUAAAAACAAAGAUUGAGUGAAUCUCAAGUUGGUUCCUGGGGUCCUCUCCUCGUCGUCUUGUUUCUAUGUUGUCUACAACAAACAUUGCGGCCGAGUUUUUUAUCAAUACACAGUAGAUUUUCCGAUUAUAAUCAGUGAUCGAUCGGUUGGGUCAGUCUGAUUAUUUCCGAUGAUUGAUGAUAAAAUCUCAGCUGAUUUCCAUCACUACUGAUUGAUGUGGUAUUAUAUAUUAUUGCUAUAAAUUGCUGCAUUGUAUUAUAUAUUAUUGCUAUAAAUUGCUGCUUUGUUAAGGCAAAGAUAGUGCAUACCACAGAAACUAUGCAGGUUGUAUAUUAUAGGGUGUUAAAAGUAGCAGGUUUAUUAAAGAUAUUCAGUAAAUCACUGCAAACAGAACAUCUAUCAAGCGGCCAACCUUAUUAAAGCAACUUGGUGUUCCCUAGAGUUCGCCGCUUUGUAUUAGUAAUUCAACCUUAGCGAUAUUUACACUUCUUAUCUUUACCUUGACACUUUCUACACAAUCAUUGCUUUAAUAGGUUGAUGAACAGUCUGAUGACAAAGUCAAUGUUGAAAGUGAUAGUAAUCAGAGAAGACGACGAAAGCGUGGCUUUGAUGUUGGUCCUGGAGAAGGUCAGUUGGUUGAAGUUGUGUUGUUAAUAUUGGCACUUCCAUGAUGGCAUGGAUUAACAGUGUAUUCUAAUCUUGUAUAAUAAAUUAUUAUUUAUUUUUCCCUUUUUUGUUUGCAGUAUCCAUGCUCUCAACCUGUAUGAAACUCUUUAAACACCAACAUACAAUGACUUGUAGAACUAACAUGAACUUUUUGGUACACUGCAAUGAAUGAUUCUGUUAUCAAAAGCAGUUGUAGAUGCAUCUUCCUGCAUUCAAGUUGCGUUACUUUUCGGUUAGUUUUAACCAAGAGAAAAAGAGGUGUAGCAUCCAUUGUAGUGUUUGUGAUCCAUCUUCAGUUUUGAAACAGAACAAUACAUGUACCUUUUUCACUAAAAAUAAGCUGCAGUGUGGUGUAGCUUAUUUAUAAUGGCGGUAGUUCUUUCUACAGUGUUGAAAGCCAUGGGUACUUACUAUGAAAACUGUGCUACCGUAAUUGAGGUGUUUUUUCCAGGUUACUUACUUAUGUGUUGAUAACCAUUCUGUUUCCUUUCUUUCUUUUUCUCUUUCUCUGUUUUUUUGUCUUUUGCAUCCAAAUCAAGUUAGUACACCUCAGCUCAGUGCAGCUUUGGCUUGAUGCCAGGAUAACAUGACUCGAUCUUUGGUGGUAAAACAUCUGCAUGAUGACUUAAAGUAAUAUGUACCUUAGUAACAAUCUUAAAAUAAUUAAAAUUUCUUCCAAUUUUUUUCAAUGAAUCUUCCAUUAAAACUGCAUUUUGCAACGUACAUGUACUGAUUUGCCUGGUAAAUUUUAGCCUUGUCUUUUUUGCAAUCAUUCAAAAGUUGAAUGUGCUUGCAUCCUAAAAAGCUGCUAGUGAAUAAAAUGCAGUAUUUUCUUGUGUUUUGUUUUUUCUGUUUUGCUGAUUUGAAUUCUAUGGUGCAAGGGUGUAUUCACGUUUUUGUAAAUAAUGAUUCUGAUUAAAAGAAAUAAUAAACAAAGAAAGAAACAAGCAUACAAACAACUAGAAAAUGUCCUGACUUAACACAUUGUCUCAGGAUUGUCCUUUCCACAUGCUACAUCUUGAUCAAAAACAAAUGUUUCACCCUGAAUUGAGCCACAGGUGAUCUACAUAACUUUGUAUGAGAAGAUCUAUUUCGAGCCUUUGCAAGUUGCCUGAAUAUAAAUUGGAAUUUGCUACCAGGCGCCUGAUGUUUUGCUACAAGUCCACAUGCGGACACUGUUUUGAUCAAAAUUGACUUGCGUAGAAGUCACUUUACAUCUUGGAUAUCAUACCGCUGAACACAAACAAUUUACAUUUGUAAUCAUCUGCUGCCUGCUUGUUUUCUUUAUACGGUUCAAACUCAGCAUUGGAACAGUUAUCUGCAUAUCCACACUGUGAAAAAGUUUAGGAUUUUUUCAAUUUCCAAUUUUUUUGAAAAUCUUUUGUGAUUUUCUUGCACCUGGCCUGUCGGUAAGAUUUAAAAUAAUUGUUGAGAGUAACCUGCUCAAAAUGGCAACAAAAUCUACUCCAGGAAAAGAUUCUGAUUUCUGAUCAUUAAUAUUUUACAUUUUUUAUUCUGGAUUGUGAAGUGUCCAUGUUGAACUGUAAUGUAGCAUCUUUUCUGUGUAAUUAAUACUUUGUUCUACUUCACAGAUUCUUCAGCAGCCAGUGAAGUGAAUGGAGAUGUAGAAGACCAGCCUGUGGAUGAUGGUUCUAAAGGUGAGCUUGUCAUUGGACCAGGAGCAGGUGGAAUGCAACCACGCCCUUCAGAAGUGAAAAGGGCAUUGCCCCCUCUUACCUAUCAACAAGAAGAGAUGCUGAAGAAAGCCAAGCGGUUUGCUAUGGAGCAGUCUGUUCAACAGGUAUCCAGAAAUACUACAUGCUGUUUUUCUCACUAAUCAUCAAAUUAAGCUUGGUUAAACACUGCUUGAUCACAGAUGUCUUUGUCUGCCAUUGCAUCAUGGGUGACAGUCUUUCUCUUAAACACCAAUGUCUUCAACUAGUUAAUCAGUCUUCCUCUGCCACACUCACCAUUUACAACUUGUGUUCCAUAAAAUGUAAAGAUCAUGACUCAUAAAUAAAUGCUGACUCUUUAAGUGCAUUUUGUUCUGAUGUGUUUUGUUGUGUUUUAAGGUGCUGGCAAAACAACAAGCACUUCAGCAGCAACAGAUGUCUGCCUUGCAAACAGCUGCUCAGAGGCAGAGAGCAUUAGCUCUUAUGUGCAGGUAAAAUACACUUUUUAUAAGUUAUUUUGUUUUUUAACCAUUUACAUAAUUAUUAAAAUCCUCAAAUAGCUAACCUUGUUAAGAAUAAACAGCUGAGUUAUCUUCUUACUUCUAGGGGAGCAAAGUUAAAGAAAUUGUAGCAUGCACAUUGUAGAAUGAUGUAAUCUUCAUCAAAUCAAAUGCCAUUUCCUAUCUAUUAUAAAUUUAAGCUGCAUCCCUGCAGUACACCUGUGUGCUUCCAAAUAUUGUUUUUAUAAGCAAUACCAUCUGCUUUUGUACUUGUGCAAGUUUGUUGUCAUUCUUUCUGGGAACUUAACAUUUGUUGCUAAAUCAUUGUAUUCCCCCAAUCACUACAUUUCCCAGUAACUGGAGUGCUAUCUUGCAUGGUCAAUACAUGUUACUUGUUUUGCUUGUUUGCAGGGUCUAUGUUGGAAGCAUUAACUUUGAGCUACGUGAAGAACACGUUCGACAAGCCUUCAUUCCUUUUGGUCCAAUAAAGAAAAUUGACCUGUCAUGGGACCCAUUGACAAUGAAGCACAAGGUGGGAAAUGUCAUGAUUAUUAACCUAUUAGGAGGGUUGUCAGAUUUAGUUUCAAAGCAGGUGGCUUGUUUUAGUCAUCUUUUACCAAAGAAUCAGAGGGGGCCUUAUAUUUGGAGGGACUUAUACAAGGAGGGGGUAAUUUUCGGAGUUUUAAGAGAGGUCUUAAAAUGAGGGAAUGACGUUUCAGAACUUAGCUCCUAAAUGUCCCAGCGAGGAUGGGUCCAUGUCCCUCUCUCCACUAUCCCCUGCCUCCCCCAGGAAAGUGUGCAGCCUGUGGCACAUAUUUUUUGCCUUACUGGCCAUGAAUGGUCCCUUACCUGCUGAGCUAAAAUUUAGGGAGAAUACUGUACCAGCUGCCCCUAAUUCUGGGUCACUUAUCUUGAAAGCGAUGGACAUCAUUCCUUUUGUAGCCAUCUUUACUAACUGCUUUCUUGUGUCGUAUAAUAUUACAGGGAUUUGCAUUUGUAGAAUAUGAUUUACCUGAAGCAGCACAACUUGCCCUUGAACAAAUGAAUGGUGUACUCCUUGGUGGAAGAAACAUCAAGGUGUGUUAUCACUAGUUUUAAUGUCUGCUGGCUGGAAAUACAUUGUAUAACUUAUAGUACAACUGUAUGUAAGUUCAGUGCACCUCAUCCACAGUCAACGGCCCUGCCCUACCCUUGUACUAUGUAGUCUUUGAUAGCCAUUGCUUGCAAAAACUCUAACAUUUGGUAGUUUGUGCUUAUCCGUACCUAAAUCUUUUAAUGCAGCUCAUCAGUAUGUUAUUUUGUUGUGCCACCCACUGCACUUUACAGCUAAUUUUUUGAGUUCUAUUCUUUUAUGAGUGAGUGCACUUUUUGUGUUAUUUCAUUUUGCCCUUAAAAGUGUGUAGGUCAAUAUUACGUCUUUUGGGAAAAUAUUUAACCACAAGAUAUUUGAAAUCCUUACUGUGUUGAUAUUUUUUGGUGGACACGUUGUUUUCUUUGUCAUAAAAGGUUGGUCGCCCAAGCAAUGUACCACAAGCGGCACCACUAAUUGAACAGUUUGAGCAGGAAGCUAAGAAGUAUGCCAGAAUUUACAUUGCUUCAGUUCACCCAGACUUGGGUGAAGAGGACAUCAAAAGGUGAUUAAGCUGAUAGUAAUUUUCUUGUUAGGGCUAGUAGCACUAGCCACAUUCUUGCUUCCUGCUUUACAAUAUUAAUGUUAUAUCAUUCUAACUUGUGUGUCAGCUUUUGCAUGUAGGUUAUAUGCCCUGCAGUCAAUUAAUUCUUCUAAAAUCAAGCGAGUGAAACAUGUGAAAUCAUGGAUUAUUGCUCUGUAGGAGAAUAUAUCUUUUAAACCAAGGAAAAGAAAAUAAUAAUACUAUUUCUCAAUUCCCCUAUCCUUUUGCCUUCUCAGCUAAAUCUUUUACUCACCCAUAGUCUGCUUGAACAGUAAUAACAAUUUUAGGCAGGUCUCAUGCAUCCUUGUUCUAUCUACACCUUAGUGUAUUUGAAGCAUUUGGUCGAGUACAAAGCUGUACACUGGCUCCAGACACAAUGCCCGGAAAACACAAGGGUUAUGGCUUCUUGGAAUAUGAAAACCAGCAGUCUGCAACAGAUGCUAUUGCAUCAAUGAACCUUUUUGACCUUGGAGGGCAGUACCUGAGAGUUGGAAGAGCUAUAACACCGCCAGCGUCAGCGCAGACCAGUAAUGGAACAUUGCCACCAGCAGCUGCUUUGGCUGCAGCUGCAGUGUCUGCAAAGAUACAAGCACAAGAACAGGGCCUGGCAAGCACUUGUAAGGGUUACUGUUUUUUCUCAUAAUUCUAGUGCAGUUGAACUAAUUACUAAGAAUACUGCUUUAUACUAAUAGAAAGUUCACUUGCUCUUAAAGUUACUAAGAGUCAUUCAAUCCUAUAUGGUGUUAGACAUACAUUGUAUGCGUGAUUAAGACUCUAAUCGACUCUAAGGUAGGCUUUGUAGUCUUUCCUGGCAUGGUAGAGUGAUUGCAACAAUCAUCAAGAUUCAUGUGGUCUGUUGAAAGUUUUGUUUUGGUAGCAUUUGAAAUAUUUAAUAUUAUAUAUUGUUCAAAAGUGUUGAAAAUGGAAAGAAGGUUUUGAAGCCAUUUUACACCGAGAUUCUUGGUUUGAUUUUACUGGUUUUAAUUAUUCCAUUUGAAGACUGUAAUUUGUUUGGUGAUUAUACAAGGUGAAAGGGUAUAUAGUUGUGCUUGUUCCCAUUCCUGCUUGCAAAUGCAUCCAGGGCAUUUUCAAGUGACUAUGUUCCAAAAUUAAGCAAUCAUAAUAUUAAGAAAAUUGGUUCAAUGCAUAUAUAAAAUACAUGUGUUUAACAUGUUAACUGUAUUAUGUCUGUGUUUGUAUUCCAGUUCCAGCCAUUACUCUUGCUGGAGGAAGCACAGUCAUUACAUCUAUUGUUGGAACAGCAGGCCUGGUGGCUCUUCCAACAAUGGCAGCAGGAACGCUGGCACCUGGUGUCAUGUCAACCAGUAUCGCAGCACAACCAAUCAUGACAUCUACUGCUUUGUUGGCAGGUAAAUGUUUGAGCGACUUUUUGUUGCCAGCAUGUGCAGUAGUUUAGACUGUUAACAGUGAUAAUCCCAGCCCUAACCAAUGUUGCCAUCCUGUUACAUACGACUGAAUUAUGUUAUUAGGGCUAAUAUACAUACAAUGUGGAUUGCUUAGUCUGAUUUUUUAGCCUGCAUAACAGGCGUUAUUUUUUGGCGUUUUUCAGGCAUGAGAAGGCAAAAAAAUAACGCCUGUUAUGCAGGCUAAAAUUGACAUGCAACAGUACCCCUACUUGGCAUUUUCUCCUUUGUCUGUCUUAUGUAGGGGCUUAAGUAGCCCUUGUCUCUCCCCAUUUUACGCUUAAAGGUUUUUUGUAUUUUCAUUAAGUGCUGCUAGUUUUGUUGGGGAUUCUAGUCCCUUUAGCGUUUACUCACUCAUUAUAAUUGAACAGGAACACCAACAGCAGUUGUAGCACCAAUUCCCGCCACACAUGUGAUGACCAAUACAGCUGUACCCGUACAACCUGCAGCAGUUCAACAGUUACAGCUUCAACAGCAACAACUUCAACAGCAGCAGCUUCAGCAACAGCAAUUAACACAGCAGUUACAACAACAGCAGCUACAGCAGCAGCAACAGUCUGCGCAGGUCAUUGCAGCACAGCAGGCUGAAGUGCGCGCCAAGAUUGAGGAAGAAACACAGAAGAAAAUCGCUGAGAGUAGCAUCAGUCACGAAGAAAACAUGUCAAUAUCAGGCAGCAAUGCAAGAUACAUGGUUAUGCAGAAACUAUCGCGCAAAACUGAGGUGAGAAGAGGGCGCUUAGACCUUUCACUCUCCUAUCCAUACAGCUCUACAGACGUUCGACUUGACCAAACCCGGUUUAAACUCUCUGUACACACACAAACCAUUUCCAAACCCGAACAGCUCCAUUUGCGGCGGACACUUUCCGUUUCCCGAGGGUGUCUGCUUGAGAGCGGCCCCUUAACUGUACUCAUACGGUAAUAAAGAACUUAGAAGCGAAGUCCAACUUUAAUUUAGGUCAAAUAGGAUCUGCAGAUAAAUAAGAGAUCGUAGGAUGUAAAAGCAGUUUUAAAUCGGCCAUUUGCACGAUGUCGUCAUUUCGUAUUUCCUUUGAAAAGUGAAAUUUGGUAAUCCCAUAAUAACAAAAGCCCUAAUUUGCACAAGAAAGCACAACUCUAAAGGAUUCUGGUCAUGCUGUAGUAGUAGAGUGACGUCUUCUCGCUGCAUAGUCCCUAGGUCUCUUUUAUUCCGCGCGGCCAAUUCGUUUGGGGGCACGUGGUCCAAGAAAAGAAGUGACCCGUUCUCCUGCGAUACGUCACUGAAGUGAAUUGACCGAGAAGGCCUGGGAAAACGCUGUGCAGGGACUAGGCAAGUCAUCUCUCAAAUGGCCUAUUGUCUUGGUCUUUCAAGCCCGAUUACUACCUACCUUAAUAGUUAUACAUUUGUGACUGUAAAUGAUAUUGUUGGCUUUGGUUUUCAGUCCAAAGUGCUUGUUCUACGUAACAUGGUCGGAGUUGAAGAUUUAGAUGAGGACCUUGAGCAUGAAGUUACAGAUGAGUGCAGCAAGUUUGGCAUGGUGAACAGAGUUGUUAUUUAUAACGAAAAACAAGGCGAAGAAGACGACGCUGAGGUCAUUGUCAAAAUCUUUGUGGAAUUUACUCAACCCGCAGGUAAGACUCGAAACUGUGCCAUUUGUAUGAUGAGCAUAGUACGUGAAAUGAGCCAAUUAAUCCUUUCCCAGGAUGGAUUCGUUGGCUCGUUUGAUAUGCUCUGAACUGAGUGAUCUGGUAUCACUGAUCCUAAUGUAUUAGUAUUCAGUGAAGUCUCCUUUUAUCCAACUGACCCCUUAAUAGAGGUAAAUCAAGAUAAAAAUAUUGUGACAAAGAGAAGGACCCCGCCCCAAAAAGACUAACUAACAAGGGUUUUCUAAUACUUGCGCCAAACUAAAAGAAAUUUCAAACAAUUUCCAAAAUUUCAGGCCAAACCCAGAUUUAAUGCUCUUGUACCAAUUAACUGUCAUCGCGAAACGGCAAACGCUCAGUACGUGGACUUUGAGGUUUAAUUUCCGUGUCUUUAGUAAGUGACCACUGGUGAUGGUGGUGGUGGUGCUGCUGCUGCCUUCUAUCCUUGCUUGCCUACUUACUGUAUGAUCGGUGGGUACUGUGGUAUUGAUUGCCUAUUUUCUUUGUUUACAGAAACGGAAAAGGCAGCAAGUGCCCUCAAUGGAAGAUGGUUUGGAGGACGAGUUAUCAAGGCUGAGGCUUAUGACGAACUCAAGUUUGGUGCUGGAGAUUUAUCUGCGUAAAAAAGGCUUGGUGUUGUCUUAUAAAGCGAAGACAUCGUCAUUCGUGCUUAGCUAGUUCUGGUGUCACCUUUUCAGUAAUACUACUGUAUUUGACGAAACUUUGACCUCCGUCGUAAAAACACUUUGCUUUCGAAAUUAUUGGCGUCUUGUAAACUACCUGUCGCACAUUACUGAUUUGUAAAGUGUGUAGAAGAUCUGAUUUCUCCCCCCCUCCUCCCACCCCCACCCCGCUAUUUCUUUCAAUUUAUAGCAGUAAAUAAGGCUAAAGUGAAACGUUAGAAAGUAAAAGCCAGAGAUGUCUAGGAAAAUUCGAUGUAUAUAACUCAAUACUAGACAAUUGUUAUCUCGGAAUGUGAAAUCUGGAAGUAUCAUCAAAAGAGGAAUUUGCUACCACUAGUUAAGCAGCAGUUAGGCUGUAUGUUCAUUUCACUUUUGCGGAAACGGCGAAAUGAACAGUAUAGUGCAAAUCAUGUAAAACAAAACCGUUUUCCUUGUGAACUGUAAAUUUCUGUUGAUUAGCUACAGAAUUGUCUUCUUCGGAAAUAAAGAAACAAAACUGAAC